Messenger RNA from Clarias gariepinus (North African catfish), 1086 nucleotides. RefSeq names its product basic helix-loop-helix family, member a15 (gene bhlha15). Gene Ontology annotation, molecular function: protein dimerization activity. The transcript is spliced from 2 exons. The coding region runs from base 378 to 881 and encodes 167 amino acids. NCBI's taxonomy places the organism in Eukaryota, Metazoa, Chordata, Actinopteri, Siluriformes, Clariidae. The record is from RefSeq and is a predicted model, not a curated record.
GUGUAAUAACCCGUGGUCGAGUAGUGCUUUAUCACACUACUUAGAUCUACAGUGUGCGGUUUUAGACGGUUCCGCGGAUCUCACCUCUGAUUGGUCGAAGCUGUGCUACGUGGACAUAAAGCAGAAACAGGUAGCCAGCUGCACGCGCGUGUGACCGUUAUCACUUCGUAGCUUUAGGAUAAACUGGCGCUGUGUGUAUGUAUGUGUGUCUGUGGAGUUCAGCUCAGAGGGGAAAAAAAAAAAACACUUAAAUGAGGGUCCUCACUUAUGAGUGAGGUCUCUUCAUUAACUGCGUGUCUUUGGCUGUCAGGGAGUUUUACAGCAGUUGUGUAAAAUUCAGUUUCACGGGCCUGCACGGUCGUGUGGGUGAUAUAAAAAUGAAGUCUAAAGGAAAGGGCUCGAAAAGGAGUCAGCACUCCUGGACUGAGCAGGAGCAUGCUGACCUACAGCUGGAUGUAGAGCCUGGUUCCAGCGAACAGGAGGGGUCUGAGGCUUCUCUUCCGAUUGGGUCAUCAUGGCGGGCGUCAGGCAGAACAAGGACAGGCACACGCCGUCGCCGAUGCCAACACAGCAGCGCUAAGGAGCGCAACGUGCGCAGGCUGGAGAGCAACGAGAGAGAACGGCAAAGGAUGCACAAACUGAACAAUGCUUUUCAGGCUCUGCGGGAGGCCAUUCCGCACGUCCGAAUGGACAAAAAGCUCUCUAAGAUUGAGACUCUGACACUGGCCAAGAACUACAUUAAAGCCUUGACUACUAUAAUCCUGGGCAUGUCUGGUGGCUGUCUGCCCCACAUGGAUACUCAGCAGCAUCUGGAGGAUGAAGGCCACACUGACCUGUCCCAGUACCUGGAGCACAUCCGGAGCUUCAGCCAGAGCAGCUAACAGCCACUGCAUCAUUCAGACCACUGCAAAGUAUUGAUAAGACUGUACAGUUUACUGUAAAUAACACACAGUGAUGCCAAUGAGGAACUCCUAAACUCUGAGACUGGCUUACAGAGGAUAUUAAAGUCUAAUAUUGGUUUGAAGGAUUAUUUUAUAAGGGUUAAAUAGUCUUCAAUCCCAUUGUGCCAUAAUGAGGCAAAUAUUU